This is a messenger RNA of Cutaneotrichosporon oleaginosum, 906 nucleotides long. RefSeq lists its product as uncharacterized. NCBI's taxonomy places the organism in Eukaryota, Fungi, Basidiomycota, Tremellomycetes, Trichosporonales, Trichosporonaceae. The record is from RefSeq and is a predicted model, not a curated record.
AUGUCCAACAUCUCGUCCCUCAUCACCCACUUAAUCACCCCUCCUCCAAGACCUAUUGACCCCGACCCGCCCCUCGUACUUGGCCCGCUCGCGUUCCAGACGCCAAGCCCCGAGACGUCUCCCGAGAGCAGCGUCGCCUCGGACGACAGCCUCGGCUACGAAGACGCCGCGUCCGUCGCGGACCCGGAAGUCUCCUUCGACGCCUACUGGGCCGCGCGCCACGCGCAGGCCCUCACAAUUGCUACGACCAUCCUCGAAGUCCGCGAGCGCAACCGCUCGGCGCACAGCACGCGCGACGGCUUCUGGGCGGCCAUCGCCAAGGCGUGGGACACGCUCCGCAGCGACGCGUACACCCAUCUCGUCACGGGGAUCCGCGACGGCACCCUCGACUUUGCCGCCCUCCCUCUUUUCGUCGAAGUCGUCACCCUCGACAUGCACUACAUGCUCGACAUCCUUGCCGCGUACCUCUCGUCGUGCACCGCCGAAGAUAUCAGUCGCUGGAACGAUAUCGCGCACGGCAUGUACUACCGCCUCGACAUUGCGCCUGUGCGCGCCGCGCUCGCCCCCACCAGCUCCGAAGAUGAGUGGUCGCUCACCCGCGCCUGGAUUAUCGCCGCCGGCCUCGACGUCUACCUCGCUGUCGCUGCCUGUCCGGGCAUGUUCACCGCGCUCCGCGGAGUGAGCUGUCGUGACAUUAUCCAUCUGGCCCCGAUGCUGUCGAUGCACAUUUACGGCCAGCCCCUUGAGCUCUUCACCGAGUGCGGACACUCUAAUUUGGGGCAUCGGGCGCAGCCUCACAUUCGGGGACCACCCAAUCCCCGCGCCACCGCCAAGCGCUCAACACACGCCGUACACGGCCCAUUCCGCAACAUCGCCACGCGCCGCGCCGUGUUCGGACGCGUCUGA